This is a messenger RNA of Lycium ferocissimum, 919 nucleotides long. Its product is annotated as auxin-responsive protein SAUR77. Bases 224 to 595 code for a protein of 123 amino acids. Lineage: Eukaryota; Viridiplantae; Streptophyta; Magnoliopsida; Solanales; Solanaceae. The transcript has a single exon. The record is from RefSeq and is a predicted model, not a curated record.
UUACAUAUGCAUACUUACACUAGCCGUUGGCUGGCCAAUUCAACUUUACUCUCAUCAAGAAAUCUUCUUCCCUUAAUUUCUUCCAUUUCAUUCCCAAAACAACCUCCGAGAAAAGGUUAAAGGAUCUCAUACAAGUAGGAUAUACAUAAAAGUGACCAUUACUAGCUAGAGAAGUACUUUUCUACCUUUGCUUGUUUUUUUUUUUUUUUUAAUAUUUCACUUCAUGGAUUGCGUAGUUUUGCCGGUUGCAAUCUUGACAAGGCGGUGCUCCGGCCGAUUACUUGGCUAUAGGCCACUAGCCGAAGAUUAUGGUGAUUCAGAUGAUCUGAUAACUGUGCUGGUGGGAAAAGAGAAGAGAGAAUUCUUGGUGGAGCCAUUUGUGUUGGAAGAAAGUCCAUUUAGAAUUUUGAUUGACAUGGUGAGGAAAGAAGAUAGAGGAAGAGUAAAGGAAAAUAUUAGAACAAAGAAAGUAAUUUAUGUGGAUGUGGAUGCUAUAUUGUUUGAGCACAUGUUAUGGUUGAUGCAAAAUGAUUGCUCUUCUUUGUUUAAGCUCAAUCUUAAGGAGAUCAUUGAAUUCUAUGCCCAAGAUAUAUAGUUGAAAUGAAGAGACAAUUGAUUACUUAUUAAUCAUUAUGAAGAUAACAAAUUAAAGAGGUACUAUAUAUGAGUACUGUUUUUCCUUCUUCCUUUUUACUCUUUUUUUGGUAGGACUUUUUUGGUCUUAAUUUAACUCAAGUUUACAUUAUGGGGUUGACCAAAAUGUUUCGAACAGAAAAGAUACUAUGGACAUGUAGAAACAAUUGAUACUUCGCAAAAAAGAAUGUAUAUCAAAUUAGCUAUUAAUUAAUAGCUAGUAUACUUUGGUUUCUCUUGUAUGUAAUUUCCAUCUAAUAUAAUGGUGCUUCUAAAUUUAUGAUUA